Molecule: messenger RNA, 1558 nt
Organism: Cornus florida
Lineage: Eukaryota; Viridiplantae; Streptophyta; Magnoliopsida; Cornales; Cornaceae
Product: F-box protein CPR1-like
Exons: 2
Coding region: 155-1219 (354 amino acids)
Molecular function (GO): protein binding
Source: RefSeq, a predicted model, not a curated record
AAUUCCCAAAUCCUGCGCCACUGCCUCUUUCCGGCGAAUCCACCAGGUCUCUCUCUCCGGUGUCUACUAUCGGCGAAUCCACCAGGUUUCUCUCUCCAGUGUCUACUAUCGGCAAAUUCACCAAACACAUAUAAACCCUAAAGAGACGCCAACAAUGUCUGAAAUUCCGUUGGAACUAAUCGCCGACAUACUAUCAAGAUUACUGGUGAAACCCCUUCUGCAGUUUAGAUGCGUAUCGAAAUCAUGGUGUGCUCUGAUCGAUAGCCCACAUUUCAUCAAAUCGCAUCUAAAUCAAUCCAUCAAAACCAACACCAAUCGCAUGCUCAUUUUAAGUGAUUUCGACCUCUUCUCCGUAGACUUGGACUCUCCCAAUGAUGAUGAGCUAGAACUUGACCACCCGUUGAAGAAUCAGGAAGACACUAUAGUGAUUGGCAGUUGUGAUGGGUUGCUCUGUUUGCGUAAAUCGCCGACAGACAUUGCCCUGUGGAAUCCUUCCACCAAAAAACACCACAAGUUACCGGUCACACCGAUUGAGUUCUCACGUGAUCGUUGGAGCUGUGAUGAUACCAGAUAUGGGUUUGGGUAUGAUAGCGUCAGUGAUGACUACAAGGUGGUGAGAAUAACAGUGUAUUCCUCUGAAGACGAUGUUGGUUCAUUUGACUUAUUUGACUCUGAAGUCAAGGUUUAUAGUCUGAAGUUGAAUACGUGGCGAAGAAUCCAAGCUUUCCCUUAUUACCUCUUGUACAGCUGGAGAAAUGCUACAUUCGCUAAUGGUGCUUUGCACUGGGCUGUGUGGGAGACGGAUCAGGUGUCGAUUGCUGCUUUUGACCUUGGGGUUGAGGAAUAUCGUCUGGUGCCGCGGCCUGAUUAUUCCAAUAAGAUGUUUGAAAUGGAUGUGGGUGUUCUAGAAGGAUGGCUUUGUGUAAUUUGCCACUCUUCCAGCAUUUGCGAUUUGUGGGUAAUGAAGGAAUAUGGGGUUAAGGAAUCUUGGACUAGAUUAUUUUCUGUUUCUCCACUGGAGAUUAACAUUAGUCCGUUCAGUAUUGCGAGGCCUUUGGCUUUUUCCAGGAGUGGUGUGGAGGUGAUACUGCUACAGGAUGCUCAAAAGUUUGUUUGGUAUGAUUUAAAAAUGAAAACAAUCACAAAAGAAAUUAAGGUCGACUGGGAGAAGAUCGAGGGAGUAUUUAUUUAUUUUGGAAGCCUUGUUCCACUUCCGUGAUGAUGGUGGAAGUGAUGAGAAGCAGCAAGCUUGAGGGUUAAAAGUUAUGGACUAUCAUUGCUUAUGGAAUUUCUGGUACCUCAUGUCCCGUGUGGCCCUCAGAAUGUGGGGGAAAUUGUUCAGUAUUUUCUGUUAGGAUUUUUUAAUGAAACCUUUUACAUACACAAACACACGAUCACACAAGAAGAGAGUGAGAGAGUUCAAUUCUUGUAUUGGUGGUCUCGUUUAUAGGUGAUAAUACUAUAUCAUCGUCAUGUUAGAAUGAAAAUUUGAUAGAAAUGAUAAUGGUUGUGGAAAGGGUCAUUCUAUCCUAAGCUGUCUACAUGUUUUAUAUAUAUA